CCCAGGCGCGGGCGGCGUUCAGCCCCGAGCAAGGCGGCUCCGGCGGCCGCACCAUGGAGUCGGGCCCCGAGGAGUUCGAGCUCAACGGCGAUCUGCGCCCAGGCUCGCCCAGCUCCCCGGACCCCCUGCCCUCCCGCUGGGGCGGGAGCCGGCCCAUCAACGUGAACCAUUACGCCAACAAGAAGAGCGCGGCGGAGAGCAUGCUGGACAUCGCGCUGCUGAUGGCCAACGCGUCCCAGCUGAAGGCCGUCAUCGAGCAGGGUCCCAGCUUCGCCUUCUACGUGCCCCUGGUGGUCCUCAUCUCCAUCUCCCUCGUGCUGCAGAUCGGCGUGGGCGUGCUGCUCAUCUUCCUGGUCAGGUACGACCUCAACAACCCUGAGAAGCAUGCCAAGCUGGACUUCCUCAACAACCUGGCCACUGGCCUGGUCUUCAUCAUCGUCGUGGUCAACAUCUUCAUCACCGCCUUUGGCGUUCAGAAGCCCGUGAUGGACGUAGCGCCCCGGCAGUAGGGGUUCAGAUGCCCCUGGAUCGCACCCGGCCACAGCCACCCAGGUCCCAGGAGCCGCCUCACCCUUGAGGCCCACGUUCCUGUGGGAGGCCCUUCCCGAAGCUGGAGGAGGCCAGGCGGGCCCACUAGACUGUGUCCUGGGAUGAGCCGCCGGUGGUUAGGCCCCCGCAGGCCAGCGCAGGGCCCCUGCAGUGGGGCCCGGGAGGCAGAACUGGGGACGGGCCGUGGCUGGCAUGGACACGCAGCCACCCAAGGAUCAGGGCGAGAGGCCCGGUCGGCCUUGGCCUCAGGACGUUUCCAGAGGGACAAGGAGACCCCCACCCUCUGCCAGCAUAACAAGCAUCUGGGCCUUGAGCCCCCUACGCCGAUGACCUGUGGCAUCUGCGCUUCCUGACCCAGGACUCUGGACCUCGAGCACCCCUGGCCGUGGGCCCUGCCCAAGCCUUCCACCAGCAGUGAUGGGGCAGUGCCCCCUCAGGGGCCAGAGUCCCCGCUCUUCUAGCACCAGUGACCAAUAAAGCUGACGCAUCUCCUC
Hyaena hyaena (striped hyena) is the source of this 1043-nucleotide messenger RNA. RefSeq names its product ninjurin 1 (gene NINJ1). The record is from RefSeq and is a predicted model, not a curated record. Gene Ontology annotation, biological process: cell adhesion; tissue regeneration. The transcript is spliced from 4 exons. Lineage: Eukaryota; Metazoa; Chordata; Mammalia; Carnivora; Hyaenidae. Gene Ontology annotation, cellular component: membrane. Bases 54 to 509 code for a protein of 151 amino acids.